AAGAAAGUUGAUUGUGAAUCGAACUCUCAAACGAAUAGGAACGCUCUGCAGUGAAUAGAGUUUAGGCCGAGAAAUAAAGUGAAAUAAUUGGCCAAAAGUGAAGUAAAAACUAGUGCUAACCAACAGCAAAUGAUCGGCGAAUAAGGCUAUCAACUUAAAGCAACUUAAAGCCAGUCUUUUCGGGGCUUUUGCAUCCUUAAUAACUACGCCAGCAAAUCGCUGUGAAAAUUGCUAACUAAGCACAGAGAUCAACAGGAAAACUGUUCCAAGUUCAAAAAUGUGUUAUUUACGUGGAUGUCAAGACACGUACACCGUUUCCAACGUGCAUAAAGUGCCCGGAGUUGCAACAAAGAAAGACAUCCAAAGUGGGGCUCCACGGGGCAGAAAAAACUCGAAGCGCAGCUGCAGCAACUUUUCUCUACAUACAUACAUAUGUAUACCCCCGCAUACAUAUAUGUUCGUGAAUAGUGUGCAUCGGGUGUACAAAGAAAACGGGUCUUUGUUCUGUCCACGAAUCGAUGGCCAUGCAACAACUACAACCACAUGAAGGAUAAGUUGUACGUUACCGUUGAGUCCAACUUCAUGAGAAUGACUUCAAAUGGAAAUACAUAAAAGUUUGAAUACUUCAAACCGAGCCAAACACUCCCGAUUGAGCAUGCCGAUAAGUGCCAAUGAUGGACGAUCGAAGAUUUGUGAUCUGGGCCGGCAGGAUUUGGUAUUUAUGACUACUAUUGUACUUGCUACCAAGCUAACGACCCACCUACUCCACAAUCAACCUCAACAUUUCUAAGUAUAUCCCAGGCAGUGUAAAAGCGUAUCAUGCUACCAACCAUUUUGUCUAUGCCAUAUGAACAUAAAUAUGUAUAUCGUUAGAUCGUAAGUGUCAUUGCAGGCCCACCAACAAUCCAAACCAAACCAAACCAAACUACAACAAUCAUCGCCGCUAACCAAAUAUUUCUUUUUAUAUGCCAUAUAUACAUAUUCCUUUAUAUAUACUUCCAAAUAAACCCAAACCCUGCCCAGCACCCCAUGACUUAUGAAGCGUUCGCCUUUCAGUGUCCAAGUACCAAACCGCCUACGCCUGCGAAGGUAAGAAACUGACCAUUGAGUGCGAGCCUGGUGAUGUGAUCAACCUUAUAAGGGCCAACUAUGGCCGAUUCUCGAUUACCAUCUGCAAUGACCACGGGAAUGUGGAGUGGAGUGUCAACUGCAUGUUUCCCAAGUCUCUCAGCGUGCUGAACUCAAGAUGUGCCCACAAGCAGAGCUGCGGUGUUCUGGCAGCUACGAGCAUGUUCGGGGAUCCCUGUCCCGGGACCCACAAAUAUUUGGAGGCGCACUACCAGUGCAUAAGUGCUGCCUAAACGUCGACGACGACCAACAGGCCCAGUCCGCCGCCAUGGGUGCUGAGCAAUGGCCCGCCGAUCUUUGGCAACGGCAGUGGACUGAUCCAUCCGCCAGGGAUUGGAGCGGGUGGGCCGCCUCCACCGCGACUUCCCACACUGCCCGGAGUGGUGGGAAUCAGUGGAAAUCCCGGCCUGUUCAACGUACCACCGCAGCACACCGCCGUCACGCACUCCACGCCCUCGAGCAGCACGACAGCCCUGGGCGGUGGGCGUUUGAAAGGUGUGGCCACCUCUACGACGACAACUAAGCAUCCGGCUGGUCGCCAUGAUGGUCUACCACCGCCACCGCAACUGCACCACCACCACAACCACCACAGUGAUGACACUGCCACACCCACCAAGCCGAGCAGCAAGUUGCCGUCUGGCGGAAAUGCGACUUCACCAUCCAACACGAGGAUACUCACGGGGGUGGGAGGAUCCGGAACUGAUGAUGGAACCCUACUGACCACGAAGAGCUCACCCAACCGCCCGCCGGGCACAGCGGCCAGUGGAUCCGUAGUCCCCGGGAAUGGCAGCGUGGUGCGCACCAUCAACAACAUUAAUUUGAACGCAGCCGGGAUAUCCGGAGGCGAUGACGAGUCCAAGUUGUUUUGCGGCCCCACUCAUGCCCGGAAUUUGUACUGGAACAUGACUCGAGUGGGUGAUGUAAAUGUUCAGCCCUGUCCUGGCGGAGCAGCCGGCAUCGCCAAGUGGCGUUGCGUGCUUAUGAAGCGGAUGCCGGACUCCGGCUAUGAUGAGUACGAUGAUGACCCCAGCUCCACAACUCCAGCGCCCAACGGCGGCGACUGUCUGCACAACAGCAGCAGCUGCGAGCCGCCGGUGAGCAUGGCCCACAAGGUAAACCAGCGUCUGCGCAACUUUGAACCCACCUGGCAUCCCGCGACACCUGAUCUGACGCAAUGCCGCAGCCUUUGGCUCAACAAUCUGGAAAUGCGGGUCAACCAGCGGGACUCCUCCCUGAUCUCCAUUGCCAACGACAUGUCCGAAGUGACCAGUAGCAAAACGCUCUACGGCGGAGACAUGUUGGUCACCACAAAGAUUAUCCAAACAGUGUCUGAGAAGAUGCUGCACGACAAGGAGACCUUCCCGGAUCAGCGACAGCGCGAGGCUAUGAUCAUGGAGUUGUUGCAUUGUGUGGUCAAAACUGGCUCCAACCUACUGGACGAGUCGCAGCUGUCCUCGUGGUUGGACCUCAAUCCGGAGGACCAAAUGCGUGUAGCCACCUCCUUGCUAACUGGCCUGGAAUACAAUGCCUUUCUGCUGGCAGAUACGAUUAUCAGGGAGCGCAGCGUGGUGCAAAAGGUUAAGAAUAUAUUGCUGUCUGUUCGAGUGUUGGAAACUAAGACCAUUCAGUCCAGCGUGGUCUUCCCAGAUUCGGAUCAGUGGCCCUUGAGUUCGGAUCGCAUUGAGCUGCCCCGAGCUGCUCUUAUAGACAAUAGUGAAGGCGGCCUGGUGCGAAUUGUAUUCGCCGCCUUUGAUCGCCUGGAGUCCAUUCUCAAGCCCAGCUAUGAUCAUUUCGAUCUCAAGAGCUCCCGCAGUUACGCCAUUCUGAGCAACGACAGCGAUGUCAACGCAGGGGAAAUCCAGCAGCGCCUACGCAUCCUGAACAGCAAGGUGAUCUCGGCCAGCUUGGGCAAGGGGCGUCACAUACAACUCUCCCAGCCCAUUACCCUGACCCUGAAGCAUUUGAAGACCGAAAAUGUGACGAAUCCCACCUGCGUAUUCUGGAACUAUAUUGACCAUGCAUGGUCUGCCAACGGAUGUAGCCUGGAGUCCACAAACCGCACGCACAGCGUCUGCAGUUGCAACCACCUGACCAACUUUGCCAUACUAAUGGACGUUGUAGAUGAGCAUCAGCACUCGUUGUUCACCAUGUUCGAUGGAAAUAUGCGCAUAUUCAUCUAUAUAAGCAUCGGCAUCUGCGUAGUGUUCAUAGUCAUUGCCCUGCUUACGCUGAAGCUGUUCAAUGGGGUCUUUGUGAAGUCCGCCCGCACCUCGAUCUAUACCAGCAUUUACCUUUGCCUCCUGGCCAUCGAGCUGCUCUUUCUACUGGGCAUUGAACAGACCGAAACAAGCAUUUUCUGCGGCUUCAUUACUAUUUUCCUACACUGUGCCAUCCUAUCAGGCACCGCCUGGUUUUGUUAUGAAGCCUUUCAUUCGUACUCAACGCUCACCUCGGAUGAGCUCCUUCUGGAGGUGGACCAGACGCCCAAAGUGAACUGCUACUACCUCUUGUCCUAUGGACUGUCGUUAAGCGUAGUGGCCAUCUCGCUGGUAAUCGAUCCCAGCACCUAUACCCAAAACGAUUAUUGUGUGCUGAUGGAGGCGAAUGCACUGUUUUAUGCCACCUUUGUAAUUCCGGUGCUUGUCUUCUUUGUGGCUGCGAUUGGCUACACGUUCCUCUCCUGGAUUAUAAUGUGCCGCAAAAGUCGCACGGGUCUUAAGACUAAGGAACAUACUCGCCUCGCUAGCGUGCGGUUCGACAUACGUUGCUCCUUUGUGUUCCUUUUGCUGCUCAGCGCUGUUUGGUGCUCAUCCUACUUCUAUUUGCGAGGAGCCAAAAUGGACGAUGACACGGCUGAUGUAUAUGGAUAUUGCUUCAUUUGCUUCAACACAUUGCUGGGGCUCUAUAUCUUCGUGUUUCAUUGCAUUCAAAACGAAAAGAUCCGGCGGGAGUAUCGGAAGUAUGUGAGACAGCAUGCUUGGUUGCCCAAGUGCUUGCGCUGCUCGAAAACAUCUAUUUCCUCGGGCAUUGUCACCGGUAAUGGACCCACAGCCGGAACCCUUUGCAGUGUUUCCACGUCCAAGAAGCCCAAACUGCCAUUGGGAGUAAGCGAAGAGGCGCAUGACGAUCCCCAGCAGCAACAGCACACGCCAGUGCCCAUCACUGAGGAUGCCAUUAUGGGAGCAAGCUCUGAUUGUGAACUAAACGAGGCCCAACAAAGGAGAACCCUGAAGAGUGGGCUGAUGACGGGCACACUACAGGCUCCACCGCAGACCCUUGGCGGCCAUGUUGUGCUCGAAAGAGGCAGCACUCUUCGCUCCACUGGUCAUGCUUCACCCACCAGUUCUGCAGGGUCCACACACCUGAUUUUUGCCCACAAGCAACAACAACAGCAGCAGCAACAGGGACCUUUGGGUGAGUCUUACUACCAUCAGCCGGACUACUACAGCUGGAAGCAGCCACCAACUGGAACAGGAGGAUUGAAAACACCGCGGGAGUACUACAAUAAUACAGGUGCUUCUGCAUCCUCGCCGCAACAGGCACACGAGGUAUUCUACUGGACUCAAAAGCCUAACAGCGGCCAACAUGGCAAAAAGAAGAGAGGCGCUGGAGGAGUUCCUGCCUCGCCAAGUGGAUCUUUGCACAGUCGCACGGCCGCCGCCUCCCAGGUGCUAUUCUAUCCAUCGUACAAGAAGACCAAGGCUGGCCAGCCAACCGGCUAUCCGCAAUACACGGAGGCGUUGGACCCACCACUAGCCACUGGCAAUGCGGCUGCCUACUACCAGCAGCAGCAACAGUUGCGUCGCCAGCAGCUACAUCAGCAGCAGCAGCAACUCUCCUCGGACGAGGAGCAGGUCGAGCAACAUGCUCACUUGUUGCACUUGCAACGACGAGCUGGUAGCCAGCAGCAGCUCCCUGCUCCACCGCCACACAUGGCGCAGUACCAGCACGAGUUUAUGCAGCGCCAGUAUAGAAAUAAGCAUUCCAACUGUGAUCUGGGCAUGGGCGAUGCCUACUACAACCAAGGCAGCGUUGGCGGGGCGGAUGGUGGGCCGGUCUACGAGGAGAUCCUCAGCAACCGCAACUCGGAUGUGCAGCAUUACGAGGUGGGUGACUUUGAUGUGGACGAGGUGUACAACAAUAGCGUUGGCACUGGCGUCUUCAACAACAUGAGAGCGGCAGUGGCCGCCGGCGGAAGUCGUUACGGCGGCGGAAGCCUGAGUGGCGGCAGUGUUUCGUCCAGGAGCCAACAGCAGCAGCUCAAGAAGCAGCAGCAACAACAGUCGCUGGCUCAGCAAAGAUCUGCUCGACGCUGUACAGCGGAUGACGAUGACGACGAGGAAGAGGAGGAGGAUGAGGAGGCAACGGCCGCGGAGCAAUUGCACGACAGCGUCUGUGAUGAGGAUGAGGAGGAGGACGAGAGCGACUUGGAGGAUGAUGCUCAUGGAUUGCCACCCCAGAGUGAUGAGCGGAUGCGUCGUCUAAUGGCGAUGCAAGACGAGGAUUUUAAGCGGCGGUUUCAACGUCAACUGCGCAAACAUGGAGCGCCCCUUGACUACGGGGCUUUGCCGCCAGGAUCAGGUCCGCAACCCGAGCACAACGGUGCGGUUUUUGGGGUUAGCGGCGGCGUUGGUGAGGGCUCCAUGCGUGGCGCAUUCCGGCAGCAGCAGCAAGCACUGAAUGCCAAGUCGCCAGGCGGCCGUUUGGCGGUAAAUGAUCUAUUCGGUCACGGCAACUCGGGACCACCGCUGCCGCCGGCGAAUCAGACGCCCGCGCAGAAGCGUCAGCAGCUACAGAAACUGUCACCACAGUCCACCACAUCAUCGUCGUCGCAUACAUCACAUAGCAACCCAAAUCCGCAUCCUCUCCAGCUUAACCAUCCGCAUCCCCCGCACCAUCAGCAGCGCCAUCUGUCGGCCAUGCUCGAUGAGAACAACACGGUCCGAUGUUAUCUGGAACCACUGGCUAAGUGAUCAGUUAACGCAACUCCCCCGAAACAGUCUUAGGCAAAAAUUGUAGCUUAGGAUCUCUAGCUAUACCUAGUAUUAGUCGUUAGUCGAAAUAUGGAGCAUUGUGUGAAACAACAUGCUGUCAUGCUAUACGUGCAGUGAUUCGAAAAUCCCAAAACUUUAUAAAUGUAUAUGAAAUAACUCAAACCUAGACCAUAGGGCACAUCCAUCCCCCUGCGGUGCCGUGCAAGCUUAACCAAAACUCGAGCUUUGUGGGGUUGGAAUUGGGCCCUUCGACUUGCAUGCAUUUUAUACCAACUUGGAAAUCGAUAUUAAAUAUAAAUGUAUGUACCAUAUAUGUAUGAUGUAUUGUAAUACAUGUCACCACAUGCCAUUUUUAAAUACUUAAAAACUAAUUUAAACAACCAGAAAAUCAAGUAUAUAUAUAUGGAUGUAUAUGUAUAAGAUCUAGGAACUGUAUGUACAUGAUAUAUAAAAUGCAGGCGAAUUAUGUUUUAUGUAUUUUGUAAGGAAUCAAUUGUUUUUGAUUUACGCUGAUUUUGCUCGUAAGAUAUAUAUACACACAGGCUUAAGAUUUGUUUUGUGUUUCAUAAACCAAAAAACUAUCCUACGUUUCGAAAGAUUGUCAUUUUUUGCUAUCUAGCUGCCGUUUUCCACCUAUAGAACCAAAAUUCCUUCCAACUGCGAGUCAAGUGGAAAAUAAGAUGUUAGGGGAAAUAUUUUGCAAUUUUGUUGCUGCAUUUCAGCUAUGUUGUAAACAAACCAGAGCGAAGCAUUUGAAGUGUACAUUUUCAUCAAUAUAGAUGCUUUAAGCACACAUAGGGGCAUUUACUUUAUAUUUUUGAGAGAGACAGAGCUCGUGAAAUGCUUUAUUAUUUUACGAAACCGAUACAGAUAGAGCAGCAUACGGAAAUACCUAUAUAGCAAAGAAAGAUUUCAACCAAACCUCACUUGUUAACUAGGAACUAACUGAAAACUCUUGAAACACUAGCCAGCUGAUAUCCACACACUAAACUGAACUAUUCCUAUUCCCUGAAUGGCAUUCUCCCUAGAACUUCACGCAUGUGUACAAAAACCAAAUAAAAUAUAGUGCAAACCA
Molecule: messenger RNA, 7197 nt
Organism: Drosophila teissieri
Lineage: Eukaryota; Metazoa; Arthropoda; Insecta; Diptera; Drosophilidae
Gene: Cirl
Product: latrophilin Cirl
Exons: 12
Biological process (GO): adenylate cyclase-activating G protein-coupled receptor signaling pathway; cell surface receptor signaling pathway
Cellular component (GO): membrane
Molecular function (GO): carbohydrate binding; G protein-coupled receptor activity
Source: RefSeq, a predicted model, not a curated record